UUAUCAGUAAGUAACCUGAAAAAUCGCAGGAAAAAUAAAAUGUGUUCGCAAUACUUGGAUAAAUUUUAAUAUUUUACGAAUUGACGAAUUGUGUCUCCGUACUUACGUAUCGAACUCGAAUUGCGCUCAAUUUUUUCAAUUUUCAGUGCUUCGACAGUUGAAAAUAUGAACGAACAAAAAGGAGUGAAAAGAAAGAAGAAAAGUUUUCUACACAAAACUAUGAAAUUUUAUAAAAAAGGUAUUCACGGCAGAGGUGUUCGUAUCGACGAAGAAACGUUCGAAUACUUUGUGCACAUUUUAAAAGUUAUCAAUCAAAAUUUCGAAACGGAAGAUGAUAAAAGGGCGUUCGUGGAAAAUGUUUUCGAGCAAUUGGAAGGCAAUGAAAUCGAGUACUCGCGCAAUCAAGUUGUAUCCAGAAUCGUGGAUAAUUUACUACCGUUCGCCUCGGACGAGAGAGUGCGUCAAUUUAUGGAGGUUUUUGGUGAAAAUGUCAGGCCCGUGUGUACCGAUCCGUUUGCCAGUUUUGUUUUUCAAAAACUGAUGUCGGUAGUCACCCGGCGAUUUUUGGAUGAAGAAUCAGCAUCAACCACCGCCACCGCCACCGCCUCCACUGCCGCCGAAGAAACCCGCUCCAAAUAUAAACCUUGGCUCGUGAAAACUUUUAGUUACGUUCUAAACAAUGUGGAAGAGUUCGUGUUCGAUCAGUACGCCAAUCAUGUUAUGCGAACCGCCAUCAAAUGUAUGGCCGGAGACACCCAGCUGCGCGAAAAUGAAUCAAAUUUCGUCGUAGAUGACCAAGAUUUUCGAGCAAUUCUCGAUAAUUUUGCGAGUCGUUUACUCAAGUGGCCGCAAUUGUCGAAAUUACCAUUACAAAAUCUGUCUUCCGGAUUAGUACAAGUUCUACUCGAGUCGUUGUCGAAAUCGAAUUCGAAACUGGUCAAGCGUCUGUGUCGUAAAUUCCUCGGCGAAUGCUAUUCGCGCCAAGAAAAUGAUGGCGGCGACGACGACGACGACGGCGCGAAAGCUGUCGUACCGGCGUAUUUUGAAAAUGAACCUUGCAUCAGAUUAUUAGAAGCGAUGCUGAGCGUAGCGUCGGCCAAAACGUACGCCAAAAUUAACGUAAAAUGUUUCGCGAAAAGAAUAGCUUUGCUGGCGCAACAUAAAGAGGCUAAUUUCGCGGUUCAAAAAUUAAUCAAAUACUGCGCGGAAAAAGAACAAUUCGAAGCCAUUUUUGACGAAUUGGAGGGCUGUUUCGAAGAAAUCCUGGAUCGGGGAUACAGCGGCGUUAUACUCAAUUUAUGCGAAGCUUGCGUACGUCUCAAAACUAAGCAAUCCGUAUUCGUGCGUUUGUGGAUGGAUUGCCUGCACUGUAACGAGCCGAAGGAAGCGCAAAGUUGCGUUUUCAAGUUGACCGUAUUUCUGAAGAAACGCCAACAGUUUGACGAAGAAAAGCAUGUAAAUGUACAUUUGCACGGUUCGUUGUUGGUUCAAAACUUGUUGAAAUUUAAUAAACCUAUCAAAAUAAUAAAUAGUCUUCUGGAAGCGCGGUCGAGUUGCUUGGUCAACAUAUUCGGUAGUCCGAAAGGCAGUCGCAUAGCGGAUUCGUUUUUUCAAAGCCAAUUCGUCGGCGAAAAAAGCAAAGAUAAAUUCGCCAAAAUGUUUCAGGGUUGCUACACAUCGCUGGCCACCUCUAAGCACGGUUCCAGAGUGUUCGAUACCGUAUGGGCGGCUUCGAAUGUGAAAAAUCGCAUCGCCAUAGCGUCCGAAUUGUCGGAAAACGAGUCGAAGCUGUACGAGAGUCCGUUCGGCCGUCCCAUAAUUUAUAAAACGUCGUUAGCGCAAUUUCGCCAUAAUCGAGACGACUGGGUCCAGGCGCAAAAUCAGGGUGAUAAAGUGAAGAAGUUAUUUGCCGAAAUCACGUGACAUUUUUCACCGCCGCGCCCGCGCCCGCGCCCGCGCCCGUGUUACGAGUAUUACUACAUUUAUAUUCGUAGUUCUAAGUCGAUUCGUAUCUUAUUUUCAAUCACCGUCUCGUUUCGCAUCGUAAUGUCUAAUGUACUACAAGUUGACGGAACGAAUAACCACACACGCGAGAAGAGAUAAUAUACCUACCUACCUAUAUAAGUACCUAUUUUUAUACCUUGUGUUCCGAUUCUUGUUGUAAUAUAUUUUUCUAGACGAGAAAGUUGAA
Molecule: messenger RNA, 2191 nt
Organism: Planococcus citri (citrus mealybug)
Lineage: Eukaryota; Metazoa; Arthropoda; Insecta; Hemiptera; Pseudococcidae
Product: nucleolar protein 9
Exons: 9
Coding region: 166-1923 (585 amino acids)
Biological process (GO): endonucleolytic cleavage to generate mature 5'-end of SSU-rRNA from (SSU-rRNA, 5.8S rRNA, LSU-rRNA); endonucleolytic cleavage in 5'-ETS of tricistronic rRNA transcript (SSU-rRNA, 5.8S rRNA, LSU-rRNA); endonucleolytic cleavage in ITS1 to separate SSU-rRNA from 5.8S rRNA and LSU-rRNA from tricistronic rRNA transcript (SSU-rRNA, 5.8S rRNA, LSU-rRNA)
Cellular component (GO): preribosome, small subunit precursor; nucleolus; 90S preribosome
Molecular function (GO): RNA binding
Source: RefSeq, a predicted model, not a curated record